AUGCUCCCAUCCCCUGAAGCCCUUGAUAAUGUUGUUACUGAGAAUGUUGUUGAGGAAGCUGUUGGAGGUAUGGCUGGGAGGAUACAGGAGACAGCUACUAAUGUGCAGGAAGGGGUGCCCAAAGGGAGGGGAGAAUUGCCUCAUGUUGUACAUGAGGUUGUCGUUGAUCUUAGUAGUGACUAUAGAGGCCUUAAUACCCCUAUUUCAAUUCACAAAACUACUGGGCAGCAAGGUGACAUUGAUACUGGUCAACAGAAAGACAAGUUCAAUAAUAAAUCAGAAGGUAGGUUGAGUAAAAAAAGAAGAGAUACUAUAAAAAAAAGACAGAAUUCUGAUCAGGUUUCAGAUAAUGGACCACACACAGAGGAUCAGGAUGUCAACAAGGGUAGACAUUAUAGGCCACCUCAAGAUGAUUAUGGGGCUUUGAAUUCUGAAGAUGAAUUGGAUUCUGAUAAUCAGUCCAUUGAUGAAUCUGAUGAAGAAGAGGAAGACAACAACAAUCAGCCUCCUCAUACCUUCGGUUCCACCUUUAAGGAUAAAUGGCCUGAAGAAGUUCAUGAACUUACAGCAAAACAAGGUCUAUCCCCAAGAGGUAGGGAACAAAGUAGACAAACCAAGCAACAAACUAUCAGUACAUCUGCAAACUCUGGCAGGCCCAUCACAAGGAGUAUCAACACUCAAGGUUCUUUGGAAAGGAUUCAAAAACUCAAGAAACUGCAUCACUUAACUCUGAUUGCUGUUCUCGAACCAUUUACAGACAAUUCUCAAAUCAACAUGCUGAGAAUUCAACUUCAAAUGGACCAUGCAUUCAUGAUAUCCUUUAUUUAUGCUAAAUGUAAGGAUCAUUUGAGGAGACCUUUGUGGGAUAGGUUAUUAUUUUAUGCUAAUCUUGAUACACCUUGGUGUACAAUUGGAGACUUCAAUGUUAUCACAUCUAUAGAGGAAAAGCUUGGGGGAAUGCCUUACAACAUGAAUAAGAGCUUUGAGUUUAUUAGUGUGCUAGAACCAUGUGGUUUAACUGAUUUAGGAUAUACAGGGUUUCCAUUAACAUGGUGUAAUCAAAGAGAUGCACAAGCUAGAGUAUGGAAGAGAUUAGAUAGGUCCAUGGUUAAUGAUAAAUGGUUAGAGGUUAUGCCUCAAACUACUAUUGAUCAUUUAUCCUCUGUUGGCUCUGAUCACAGUCCUCUGCUACUGGAACUGACUAAGACAAAUGAGAGUCAUACAAAAUACUUCAAAUUUUUAAAUUUCUGGGUUGAAAAUGCCACCUUUAUGAAAACAGUCCAACAGUGUUGGGAAAAGGGAGUUACUGGUAACCCAAUGUGGAGACUGCAUCAGAAAAUGAAGAGAUUAACAUCCACCCUUAGCAAUUGGUCUAAACAAGAAUAUGGAGAUAUCUUUAUUAAGGAAGGUGAUGGCAAUACAAAGUACUUUCAUGCUUUGAUGAGAGGUAGAAGAAGGAGGUUAGAGGAAUGGAUACAAGGUGAGGAGCAAAUAGCUCAGGCAACUUGUAAUUAUUAUCAACACAUAUUUACUGGAUAUAAUGACAGAAUUGAUGAAAGAAUCCUUUGGCAUAUUCCUACAGUGGUUACUCCUGAUCAGAAUGAUAUGCUGCAAGCAAUGCCUACUUUAGAAGAACUCCGACAGGUUGUGUUUGCCAUGAAUCCCAAUUCAACAGCAGGUCCAGAUGGUAUAGGGGGCAAAUUUUUUCAAGCUUGUUGGAAUAUCAUUAAGGAAGAUUUAUUGACAGCUGUACAGUCCUUCUUUUGUGGUCACAUUAUGCCUAAGUUCAUGUCUCAUGCAUGUUUAGUUUUGCUUCCCAAAACUGAACAGCCUACCACAUUUACAAACCUUAGACCGAUUAGUCUUAGUAAUUUUACUAAUAAGAUAAUCUCCAAAUUAUUAAGCAUGAGAUUGGCUACUGUUUUACCUCUUUUAUUAUCAGCUAAUCAGUCUGGGUUUGUCAGAGGUAGAAGUAUUUCAGAAAGUAUUAUGCUUGCGCAAGAAAUUACUCAUCGCACUAAGAAAACUCAUAUAGGAACUAAUAUGGUCAUCAAACUAGAUAUGACCAAGGCAUAUGAUAGAGUGUCUUGGCCUUUUACAUGUUUGGUUCCAAGGAGAUUUGGUUUUGGGGAGGUUUUUAUUGACCUGUUAGUGGAGAAAGUCUCCAAAAAGGUUUGUGGAUGGCAAGCAAGAAUUCUUAGUUUUGCGGGUAGAAUUACACUGAUCAAACAUGCUCUGCAAUCUAUACCUAUACAUACUAUGGCUGCAAUCUCUCCUCCAAGAACUACUAUUAAAUACAUUGAGGCCAUUAUUGCAGACUUCUUCUGGGGGAGGGAGCUGGAUAAAAGGAAGUAUCAUUGGGCUUCCCUGGACACUAUGAGCUUAACUUGUACAGAAGGAGGGAUAGGGAUAAGAAAACUCACAGAUAUUUGCACAUCUUUACAAUACAAACAAUGGUGGACUUUCAGGUCUAAGGAUUCUUUGUGGAGUCAAUUUCUUAAAGCCAAAUAUUGUCAAAGAACUCAUCCAGUCGCAGAAAAGGUGGAUACUGGACAAUCCUUGAUGUGGAAAUAUAUGACGAGGAACAAGAUUAUAGUAGAAGAUUAUAUCGGCUGGAAAAUCAAUUCUGGAAGUUGCUCAUUUUGGUGGGAUGACUGGCUAGGAAGGGGUGCUCUAGAUAACUGUACUACUUCUGUAUCAAGUCUCAAUAAUGCUACUAUUGCACACUUUUUAGUAAAUGGCAAAUGGAAUGAAAGGAAGUUGAGGCAGCAGGGAGUUAAAGACACUGCAGUUUGGAAACAUACUGAAUCUGGAAAUUUCUCCUGCACAUCAGCCUGGGAAAUUUGCAGAAAAAAGAGGACAUUGCAGUCAUUAAUUCUCAAAUUUUGGCCUAAACAUGUUCCUUUCAAAAUGUCAUUCUUACUAUGGAGAGCAAUAAGACAUAAAUUGCCAACCAAUGAAAAAUUAACUUCUUUCGGGAUGGAACCUGAGAAAUGUUACUACUGCAUUCAGCAGGGUUGGGAUGAAGUGAAUCACAUUUUUAUUCAAGGCCAUUUUGCAGCCCAUAUCUGGAAGUUUUUUGCAGGUAGCAUGGGUAUCAAUUUUCAGAAGACCUCACUGAGUAACUACCUACUGUGUUGGAGUGCUAUUACAGUGAAGAAUGAAGCACACAUGACAUUCAUACAGUCUCUUCCUAUACUUGUGAUAUGGCCAGCAGUCAUAGAUUGUAUUGAAAAAUGUAAACAGGAGAUAGGAGUUACUCCAGUUAUGUGGAAGCGUCCUCCUCCUAAUAGAUAUAAGCUGAACACGGAUGGUAGUGCAUUGCAUAACCCGGGGAAAAUUUGA
This is a messenger RNA of Solanum tuberosum (potato), 3345 nucleotides long. RefSeq lists its product as uncharacterized. The coding region runs from base 1 to 3345 and encodes 1114 amino acids. NCBI's taxonomy places the organism in Eukaryota, Viridiplantae, Streptophyta, Magnoliopsida, Solanales, Solanaceae. The transcript has 7 exons. The record is from RefSeq and is a predicted model, not a curated record.